CCCCUAAACCUCGCGACCCGGCCCCCGCCCGCCCCGGCCCCUCCCCGGCUGUGCCCCUGUCGCCCCCGACAGCCGGAGCCCGGAGACGCCCCCGCUGCCGAGGUUCCUGCCUCAAGACCAGUCUGGGAGCCCUACUCUCCUGGCUGCCUGUGACCCCAGCCCCACAUCACCAUGCACUCCUUGGACGAGCCGCUCGACCUGAAGCUGAGCAUCACCAAGCUCAGGGCGGCGAGAGAGAAGCGGGAGAGGACAAUGGGUGUGGUCCGGCAACACACUUUGCACAGGGAGCUCGGCCUGGUGGACAGCAGCCCCACCCCAGGUUCCCCGGGCUCCCCACCCUCAGGCUUCCUGCUGAACCCCAAGUUGCCUGAGAAGCUGGAGGGACGCUUUUCAGCAGCCCCUCUGGUAGACCUCUGUUUGUCCCCGCCGUCUGGGCUGGACUCCCCCAGCGACAGCAACUCGCAGUCUCCUGAGUGCCAGGGCAACGGGGACCUGCCUAUGGUGCCCAGCGCCCCGGACUUCCAGCCACUUCGCUACCUGGACAGCGUGCCCAGCUCCUUCCAGUUCUUCCUGCCCCUGGGCUCCGGGACUGCCCUGCACCUGCCUGCAUCCUCCUUCCUCAACCCCCCCAAGGACAAAUGCCUCUCACCCGAGCUGCCCCUUCCCAAGCAGCUGGUGUGUCGCUGGGCCAAGUGUAACCAGCUCUUUGAGCUCCUGCAAGACCUGGUGGACCACGUCAAUGACUACCAUGUCAAGCCGGAGAAGGACGCCGGGUACUGCUGUCACUGGGAGGGGUGUGCCCGCCACGGCCGGGGCUUCAACGCCAGCAGGUACAAGAUGCUGAUCCACAUUCGCACGCACACCAAUGAGAAGCCGCAUCGCUGCCCCACCUGCAACAAGAGCUUCUCCCGCCUGGAGAACCUGAAGAUCCACAACCGGUCACACACAGGUGAGAAGCCCUACGUCUGCCCCUAUGAGGGCUGCAACAAGCGCUACUCCAACUCAAGCGACCGCUUCAAGCACACGCGCACCCACUAUGUGGACAAGCCCUACUACUGCAAGAUGCCUGGCUGCCACAAGCGCUACACGGACCCCAGCUCUCUGCGCAAGCACAUCAAGGCCCACGGCCACUUUGUGUCCCAUGAGCAGCAAGAGCUCCUGCCACUGCUCCCGCCCCCCAAACCCCCACUACCCGGCCCUGAUGGCAGCCCCUACAUCAGUGGGGCUCAAAUCAUCAUCCCCAACCCCUCUGCCCUCUUCGGAGGACCUGGCCUGCCUGGCCUGCCUCUGCCCCUGGCCCCUGGUCCCCUUGACCUCAGCGCACUGGCUUGCGGCAAUGGUGGGGGUAGUGGGGGCGCGGCGGGCAUGAGUCCUGGGCUGCCAGGCCCUGUUCUACCACUCAACCUGACCAAGAACCCGCUGCUGCCCUCGCUAUUUGGUGCAGGUGGACUGGGCCUGCCCAUGGUCUCCCUCCUCGCUGGCUCCGCUGGCGGCAAAGCUGCGGGGGAAAAGGGGCCGGCCAGGGCCCUGGGCUUGGAGGGCCAAAAGACACCACUUGAAAGGACUGAGGGUGGCCGCUCCCGGCCCAGCCCCAACGGACUGCCUCUGCUGCCAGGUGCUGUUCUGGACCUGUCCACCGGAGUCAGCUCUGCAGCCAGCAGCCCAGAGGCACUGGCUCCCGGCUGGGUGGUCAUCCCACCGGGCUCCGUGCUGCUCAAGCCGGCUGUGGUGAACUGAGCCACCUAGCUCCCAGCCCCGACGAACGGAAACUCUUCUGUGAAAUAGCAAUAAUGUCCUCCUGCCCACGGGGCCUGGCCGGCUGAGCUCCUGGACAGACCAGUCCCAGACUCGAUGGGCUGCAGGAUGGUGCUAGGUCACUGCCAGCUCCCAAGGGAGGCAUUGGACCUGCUGUCCAGAGAGCUGGGCUCUUAGGUGCUGAGGUGGUGCUCACCUCUGGCCCUCCUGCCCCACACAGCUUCCAUAGCAUCCCCCCACCCCCUGGUUCUCCACGUCACUCAGUCCCACUGCAUUCCCACACCGGUGCCAGCCCCAUCUGGUCCACCUAUCAGCCACAAGGAGGGCAUGGACAGAAGAGGCACCUGCCCCCACCCCAAGACGGUUGUGACAAGGAGCCCAGGGAAGCAGAGGCCCUGCCCGCUCCUGCCUAGCUUCAGACAACCCUGCUCUCUGGGCUCUGUGAACCCCUUUUCCUCCGACCCAUGCUCCAGAGGGAGGCAAAACAGACGCAGGCCCUGGCAAAGCCACAGAGACGCUACCAUGUUCCUGCUCACACCCCCCGCCCCGCCCCACCCCUGACAAGGUGCUUCCCCAGCCCUCGAGGAGGCCCGCUCUGCCUACUGCUCCAUGCCACUCCCCAUUCCGGACACAGCAGGCACUGCCAAGGGACAGAUGACAAUACUCCCCACUUAACCCCCUCAUCUCUGAGCCUCCCACUCUGCCGGUCAUGGAGCCCUGGGAGUGUGGGAAGUGGUCUGGGGCGUCUUGGGAGGGGAAGGUAGAGGUGCUGGCUGGGUGGAAGUGGGCCAGGGCAGAAGUCCAGACCUUGGGCCAGCCCCUGCUCAGGGAACAGGUGGGGCCAGGUUGUCUCCCUCAUUCCCAGCCUGGCAGGGCCCGGCUUCUUGGUUCCCAGAGACCCCUGGGGCCUGGCCUGUGGAGGCUUGUAGUGUGUCUGUCCCACACUGGCCACCAGGUCACCCUAUGGGUGGGAGGCUGGGGAAACCCCAGGCUGGGACACAGGUCCUUUCUGGAUGCCAAGUCACGACCAGCAUGCAGGGAGGGUGGGAGCCAUCUGGGGGCUGGAGACUGAGCCCCUGAUCUUGCAGGGGUGGCCACAGGGGCCCAGCCCUCCGCUGGGAAGGGGGGCUGGGGGAAGGAACCUGGACAUAGGGCAGUUGUUUCCUGUGCUUCACUGUCCUAGAGGCAGCCCCCUUGGUCCCAGCUCCCCAGGUCUAUGCUGACUCGAGGGUGCCCAGGUCUGAUUCAGCUGAGGGUAUGGGACAGUCCUGUACCUGAUAGCCCCUGCUGGACCCAGGCAGCUGGGCCCCAACCAUCUCUGAGGGACAUGGCUUGGGCUUCCUCCAACCCGGGAUUCUUACUGACCCCCUCCUGAGGUGGAGCAGUGGCCUGGCAGCUGUCAGCUCUGGCUUCUAGCUGGCUGUCCCUAGGCUAUGGGGUGCCAGAACCCCCUGCUGCUGCUCGGAGGCACUCUGCCAGCCCAGUCCCUUCCUGGACUGCCCUUCUGUCCCAGAGGGGUCACCCUGAUCGCCCCGCCGCUAAUGUGGGCCUAAGACCCCAGCCCCGCCACUGUUGGCUCUGCCCCUCCAAGGGGCUGGGAGACUCAGGAGGGAGCUGGUCUCCCUUCUCCAGGCCCCCUACUGUGCCCAGGGCCCCAGGCUGGGAGUGCUGGCUGGGGAGGGACAGGCACCAGAGGUCAGGUUAGGAAGCAUGUGAUUGGUGAUAGACCAGGCUGUACGCCAGGUGUACUUCUUGUCAGUCCACUGUUGCACAUUCCAGGAUAUCAGUAUUUUAACAGAUUCUAAGUGCCUUUCUAUCGUAGCUUAUGUUUUUCCUCCUCUCGGCUCAGUUGCUGUUAGCAUAGAGUUUUUAAAAAAAGAUAAGCUAAUGACCAUAACAAUAUAUUCCUCCAUGUGAGAGGAAGUUUAUAAAGAAUAAAAGUGAGUUGCAGAGGUAGUGUCUGUGCCUUG
Messenger RNA from Loxodonta africana (African savanna elephant), 3725 nucleotides. It is a transcript of the gene GLIS2, whose product is annotated as GLIS family zinc finger 2. The coding region runs from base 172 to 1737 and encodes 521 amino acids. Gene Ontology annotation, biological process: regulation of transcription by RNA polymerase II. The transcript is spliced from 7 exons. Gene Ontology annotation, molecular function: RNA polymerase II cis-regulatory region sequence-specific DNA binding; DNA-binding transcription factor activity, RNA polymerase II-specific. Lineage: Eukaryota; Metazoa; Chordata; Mammalia; Proboscidea; Elephantidae. The record is from RefSeq and is a predicted model, not a curated record. Gene Ontology annotation, cellular component: nucleus.